This is a messenger RNA of Cutaneotrichosporon cavernicola, 1605 nucleotides long. RefSeq lists its product as uncharacterized. Bases 1 to 1605 code for a protein of 534 amino acids. The record is from RefSeq and is a predicted model, not a curated record. The transcript is spliced from 3 exons. Lineage: Eukaryota; Fungi; Basidiomycota; Tremellomycetes; Trichosporonales; Trichosporonaceae.
AUGUCGAUCGACGACAUUAGCCCGUGGUGGGAGGACGAGGGAAGGCGCGGCGCGAAGGCGCUCGCCAUGCUGCGCAGCUGGGCAGAGGAUCCACAGAAGAUGGGGGACGAACCUGUCGUGCUCGCCCUUGCCGACCCGUCGUUUGAGCCAAGAACCCGCGCCGCCGAGGGUUACAACACUCUGCGCCAGAUGCUGGUACGCUUCGACGCGCACCUUGAUUUCGAUCACCGUUCCGACUGGGAGGCCGCAAAGACAUUCUUUGGAGUUGUCCCAACCGUACCAGUUUUAUUCUGGUCUCACAAGACGUCGUUCCUGACUUGUGCCGAAAACCUCGCAAUGCUCGGCGCGUACACACGGUCUCAGAUCGUGUACGAAACCCACGCUCUGCGUGGGAUAAUGCACGCGAACGGGAUGUUCGUGGGGCAUCUCAGCACCCGUGUUGGUACGACAUGGUUCAACACGGACGGAAGCAUGAGCAUCAACGAGCUGCCCAAGUACCCCAAGUACCCCAGUAAUCUCGCCUUUCUGGGACCCCAGAAUGAGGAAGUCUUGUACCCCCCCGCGGCGGUGGCUCUGAAGCCGCAGCCACGCCGCUCGGCCGGCGCUCCUAACUCAUCCCGGUCCACAAUCAUAGGGAGUUCGAUGUGGCUUGUGCCGGCCUCCUCGUCCCCAGUAGCGGCCGCCACGCGACAGCUUCCUCCCCCCCUUCGUGUCGAACAGUCUGCUCCACGGUCUUUGUCGCUGUGGAUCCCUCCCUCGCAGUUCGGACUCGCCCCACCAACGUCCUCCACUGCCGGUCCAUCCUCGCCAACCGUCUUCCCGAGCUCGCCAAACCCACAGCCUCCGCCUCAGACUUCUCCUCAUACUGUCGCGGUGCCCUUUCCUGCUCUGCCGUUGGUGGACAAGCCUCUACCAUCGAUGCCGUCAUCAGAGUUUGAGUUUCCAGCCCUAAGCCAGGCGCUACCUCAGUCCCCCGUCUCGUCGCGUCACCACCAUCGUCACAGCACCCCGAAUGAAACCACGGCUGAGGUUGCCAACAUCAUGUCGGCAUACGACCGCAAUACUCACUGCCGCGGGCGUCGCCUCUCCAUCACACUUGGGGAUCCCGUUUUGCCUCGUCUUGAUCCUUACGCCCGUCCAGGAUCACCACUUCGUUCGACGGGCCUAUCCAUGAAUCGUGGACCAGUAUCCCCUACGCGCGCCAUGUCGUCCCAUCGCCGAAUGCGCAGCGUAUCCCGCACAGCGACCCCCCGUGACGACGUCAUCGACUACACCGACAUCCCGUCCUUCUCACUCUUCGCUCAGGCAGGCCUUGGACAGCAAUACGCAAGGGCUGGUCCGAGCAGCUCUUCAGUCACAACGCCAGCCGCGUCGUCAAGCAGCCCGGUCAACUCAUCACGCCCCGUUCCAGAGUCACAUGGGCCCGUCUCGUCCUUUGCACCGGCCUUUCCCCAGGUGGAUCCCCAGCGCACUCCUCGAGCACGCGCGGCGCGUGCACCACCGCGGCCUGUCCCAGAGCCAAUCUAUCCCGAGUUGCCGAUGCAGCCUCUCCGGCCAGCGCGCCAGGUCAGGCGCCCGCGUUCCAGCUCGAACCUCCGCCAGUAA